This is a messenger RNA of Magnusiomyces paraingens, 2790 nucleotides long. RefSeq lists its product as uncharacterized. NCBI's taxonomy places the organism in Eukaryota, Fungi, Ascomycota, Dipodascomycetes, Dipodascales, Dipodascaceae. The coding region runs from base 1 to 2790 and encodes 929 amino acids. The transcript has a single exon. The record is from RefSeq and is a predicted model, not a curated record.
AUGACUAUUCUGACACUGCCACAGGACAUCUUGCGCCUGGUGGCCCUGUCGCUGGCAGUCCCAGAUUCCUCAUCAAGCAGCGCCAGUCCCGCAAAGGAUCUUCUUGCCUUGGCCCUUACAUGCAAGCAUCUCUGUGCGGUCGCGUAUCCCGUGCUUUGGAACCAUGUGCACCUCGAGGACCCAGCCAUUUUUACCGUCUGCAACAAUGUCCCUAGCUUUUCUCAAGAUGUCACUUGCAAUACAGAUAUUGAUCUCUGGGCUUAUCGCUGGGUACAGAUCCAAUACGAUAGUGAAACAGCCCCAGGGAACGCAGGCGCUCCCACACUUGCACACGGAUCUACUCAAAGAUCUACAUCCUCAACCACUGGGGCUGCUUCUGCGGCUUCUCAGGGCCCGCGAGUCAGUUAUGUAACUCCAGUUGUCUCUAACUCGUAUACACAGCUUGACCUUACACGACCAAUUUACACGGGUAUUUCUGAUAACAAAAAGUCGCUGCUGGCGGCAUUAUACCCCACCUCACUAACAAACAAAUCGUCAUGGCCGGGCCAACGCACAAGUGUGAACAGAACUGUUUUCCAUGGUGAUCGGAUAUCCUCCUCACAACUCGAGACUAGUGCGCCGCCAGAAUCGGUUGAUGAACCUCGCUACGUGUGCAAUGGCCGCAAGUUUUUAAAACUAUUUUAUGACCGCAAACUCACUAAAUGGUGUACUGAUAGUAUUUGCUCGCUUACACUUCCGCUUGGCGGCUACUCACACAGCAUGUUUCCAGUCGCAGGCGGUGACGAGACCCUUGGCCCGUUGCCUUCAUUCACACGCUUGCGCAAUGUCUAUGUUAGUGACACGCUAGGCGUGCAAACACACAAUGGCCAGGGUGAGGGUGCAGAAGAUGAGGAUGAUGAUGAUACCUUUGAUUUUACCCGAGCAACGGCGGAGCGAACCCUGUAUCGGGUGGAACAAUUGCGGGUCGCAAGGUUUUUGGGAGAGUGCCUGCGGGGCAAUUUGCAAACACAUGGGGCUGGUAUCGAUCUUUUUAAUACUGGUGGAGAUACCCUUGGCUGGCUUUGGGGUGAGCCUGGGGUUCUUUCCAAGGUUCGUACACUCAACAUAUCUGUACCAUUCCAUGAUCUUGCAGUUUCUCGAACUCCUAAUACGUCGCUUGCUGCGUGGGUUUUAAACGUGGCUUUCCGCGAAAUGAGUAGUCUUGAAACACUUUCAUUAUGUGAUGCAUAUUACGAUAUAACACCGAUACAUGGCGAUGUGACCAUGAAUGAUCAACAUCAUAACCUCACACCUGAAGCAUUAUCUACCGCAAUUGCUCCUGUGGCUGCACCUCUGUGGUCAUCACUCGUGCAUAGCCAACAAGGAAGCACUGGAGCUCCACCGUUUGCUCGACUGCGUGAGCUUUCAUUACCAAACAGUUUCUGCAGCUUCAUUACUCCGGCCAUGAUUCCAUCUUCUGUUGAAGUUCUAACACUUAAUACCUUUUUCCCUCAACUUUUUAACUCGAACUCAGGUGCAACAGAACCUGGUUCUCUGACCCAAUUAUCUGUCAAUGUGUCACACGAACAAUACAUGGCCAUAUUGACAUCUUCAUAUACCCCCCCGUCGGCAACACACACUCCUGCAAACAGUUUAGAAACAAACAACUUACUUACUCGCACGCAAUACACAGGCCCAUGGGCACAAGGACUGACUGCUGUUCAAGUCUGGGUGCCUCAAUGGGUAUUACCACCUAGCGGCGAUGACGAGUGGUUGGUGGACGAGGACGCAGACAUGGAGAGUAUGACGAGCAGUAACAGUACAGCUGGGUCCUUUUUCACAGAUGGAAGUGAUAUGGAUGACGAUAUUCUUGAAGAAGACCGACUGUUAGCACUUAUGCUGCGCGGGCCACCUGUGCCUAGAAGAGCCACUCGUCAAAGCGAAAUAGUUCUUACAAACGUACUUGUUCCACUCCUUACACCAGCUCUUGUACAACUUGUUGUUUCAGCACUCCCUGCUCGUGUACUUGAAGUUUUGCCAGCUCAUUGCCCACUGCUGGAGGUACUUGUUGUUGAAAAUUGGGACUAUCAACACGGUCGUGUGAGCAGUAAUGAUUUGACACAACCAAACAUUCACUCGCAAAAUUGCGAAAAUACCCUGGACGCUUAUGUGCUGGCGCAAUGGCUUGUUCAUGGUUCCAGUAUAACUCCAUCUGAAUUCUCACAUACAUGGCCAUUAUUUGGCGAGAACCCAGGCUCUUCAGCUCGUGCCUUAAACCGCGGCUUGAUAAACCUCUGUAUCAACUGCGCAUCUACACUGCGGUUUGUGUGCCUCCCUGAUUCGUUUCAGUUGUAUGCCAUAACAGCUGUUUAUAUGCUGCUACGCAGUGCGUUUGCACUUAAUCAAGGCAUAGGGCAAGGGAAAAAUGCUUUGCCACAGAUUCUUCAGCUGUUUGUCAAGGCCCCUGGUCGAUCCCGCAGAAAUACCAGAGGAGUAUUUUCUCCUAGCAUAGUGGCGUUUAAACGUCGGUUGGAAAUCAACUGGCAUGCAGAUCCUGGAUUUUGGUGCAUGCAAACAAGUCAUCCUGGCCCUAUGUAUGAGGAAAUGCUGAGUAUGCUACGUGGUGAUAUACGCCGGUUCGGAUCACAAGCUGAGAUAUCCAAUGGGUUUCUUACACAGGUACUGGAAAGCACAACACUCAAUGUUCGACCAUUUGAAGAAGAAGCUAGCAUCAAAUACCCCAUAUUUUCAGUUUACGAGAAUAUGACACCUAGCAUGGUCAAUAGCACUAUAUUUCAUCUUACCAUUUAA